AUGGGCAGGGUGCCCUGGGUGAAGCUGCUCCCAUACGCUCUGUGUCAGGUGCUGGGAGCUUACCUGGCCUCUGGCCUGGUCUUCCUGGUCUACUAUGAUGCUAUCAUGGACUUCAGUGCAGGGAAUUUAACAGUGUAUGGGGCUAAUGAAACGGUGUCCAUCUUUGCCACCUAUCCCUCAGAGCACCUAUCCCUCAGAGCACCUAUCCCUCAGAGCACCUAUCCCUCAGAGCACCUAUCCCUCAGAGCACCUAUCCCUCAGAGCACCUAUCCCUCAGAGCACCUAUCCCAGAGCACCUAUCUCUCAGAGCACCUAUCCCUCAGAGCACCUAUCCCGCAGAGCACCUAUCUCUCAGAGCACCUAUCCCUCAGAGCACCUAUCCCUCAGAGCACCUAUCCCUCAGAGCACCUAUCUCUCAGAGCACCUAUCUCUCAGCAGCAGCAUCCUAGACCAGGUCAGACCAAUAUGAUACAGUACGAAGCAGGAACGGAUGAUGGUGUGUCGUCACUAACUCAAAAGGCACUCACUCAUCUGAGCCAUCUUUGUUGCAGGCCUUCCUCAGAGCGUUUGGCCUUCGUCACUAACCUCCACAGCUACAAAGUGGUGGCCACUGCCGUGUUGAUGCUCUGCAUCCUCCCAUUGGAUGACCAGAAGAAUAGUCCUGCCCCCGACGCUCUGAUCCCGCCCAUCGUUGCCGUGGUAGUCCUGGGGAUCGGCAUGUCGAUGUCGUCCAAUUGCGGCGGAGCGAUAAACCCUGCCCGUGACCUGGGACCACGCCUCUUGACACUGACCGCCGGCUGGGGCACUGAGGUGUUCACGUACGUCUUCUAACACACAAACACCUUUUGACCUCAGUCAGCAGGUGUGCAACAUGUCAGGUAUUACAGGAAGUGGUCAGUAGGUCAGUUAAGUGCACAGGAGAGAAGAGUGAACCACAUGAAAGGAGUGGCAUACUCCUGGACUAGAGGUAGAUCUGGUUUGUGUGUUUGUGAAUGUGUUGGUGCCAAGUGUGCCACGCACAGGAGGCUGCUGAGGGGAGGAUGGCUCAUAUUAAUGGCUGGAAUGGAGUGAAUG
Messenger RNA from Oncorhynchus tshawytscha (Chinook salmon), 1074 nucleotides. Its product is annotated as aquaporin-10-like. Gene Ontology annotation, cellular component: basolateral plasma membrane; plasma membrane. Gene Ontology annotation, molecular function: water channel activity; urea transmembrane transporter activity; glycerol channel activity. NCBI's taxonomy places the organism in Eukaryota, Metazoa, Chordata, Actinopteri, Salmoniformes, Salmonidae. The record is from RefSeq and is a predicted model, not a curated record. The coding region runs from base 1 to 831 and encodes 276 amino acids. The transcript has 4 exons. Gene Ontology annotation, biological process: water transport; glycerol transmembrane transport.